AUGGAGCUCCAGACAAGUUGGUUAUCAGACAAAGACAGCUGGUGCUCGUCUGACCAGCAAACGCAGCGGACGUCUUCAUGCUUGUCACGCAGGGAACAAAACAGGCCUUGGUUUUGCGGAAUGCCGCCAACAACGAGUGCUGCACAGGAGUCGGAGCCACUUCACCCGGAUACGAUGCGACAAGCGCAGCUUUUGGCUCCUUCAGUCUCCACCUUUGAUCCGGUAGGUAUUCUGGCCAUUGAAGUAUACUUCCCACGCAAAUAUGUCGAUCAACGGGCGCUGGAGAGCUUCGACGGCGUCACCCCUGGGAAAUACACCAUCGGUUUGGGACAACAAGCCAUGUCGUUCUGUGGCGAUCGCGAGGAUGUGCGCUCGAUGUGCAUGACAGUCGUGCAGACGCUCAUGGAGAAAUACCGAAUUGAAUACAACGACAUCGGCAGGCUCGAGGUCGGCACCGAGACCAUCAUCGAUCGAGCCAAGUCGAUCAAGACGGCGCUCAUGUCCCUCUUUGAACAGAGCGGCAACUUUGAGGUCGAAGGCAUCGAUUCUACCAACGCCUGCUACGCUGGUACCAAUGCCCUCUUCAACACCAUCGCUUGGUGCGAGAGCUGUACCCUCUUUGAUGGUCGCUUCGGGCUCGUGGUGUGCGGCGAUAUUGCCGUGUAUCCGCGCGGACCAGCGAGAGCAACCGGUGGAGCGGGCGCAGUCGCGCUCCUCAUUGGUCGAGCGCAGCCCCAACGCUACCCGCAGCUAGAGCCCAUCCUGGUGCUGGAACCGGGCCUUAAAAGUAGCCAUUUUGAAAACACAUGGGACUUUUUCAAGCCUGCUCGUCGACAGGAUACAGAGUAUCCUAUUGUGAAUGGCACGGAAAGCAUUGCUUGCUAUUUUAGAGCACUCGAUAUCUGUUACACCAGGUUUACUGGACGAGUCGAGCAGCAGACUCGACGCACACGAGUAUGGCUGGCGGAAACCAGCGGUCGACCCGGUGCCGAGCAGGUCACCGAACAACAGUCGCUUCGAUGCACCCUGCUGACAAGCACCGCUUUUGCUGAGCCUUCGGUGACACCGGUCGCGGAUGCCGACGCAACGCAACUCGAUUAUGUGGUUUUCCAUGCACCAUUCAACAAACUGGUGCGCAAAUCGUUUGCGCGACUCGUGCUCAACGACUACUUGCGCUAUCCUGAACUGGCUUCACAGCAUCGUGCCGUAUCGGGUGCGUUACGUGCGCAACUUGCCAAGCUGAAACGCCUCCCUGCGCACCUGAACCCGACUGGUGUGUGCGUACCGCCACCGUCAACCUACUGGGAUCGAACCCUGAUGCAGCUCGUGCUUGAAUGCUCGGAGCCACUGUAUCGCGCCAAGUGUGCUCCGUCGACGACGCUGGCUCGACAAACCGGCAACGCGUACACCGCCUCGCUUUUUGGUAAUUUACUGUGCUUACUCGAUGCCGAGAGGGAUCGUACACUCGGCAAACGGGUGGUUCUUUUCGGUUUUGGCAGCGGCAUGGCAGCGUCAAUGUACGCCAUGCGGGUCGUGGCCUCUCCGGAGGCGCUUCUUCGACGAGUUGGUCUCAUAGAACGACUAGGAGCACGGAUACCGACGUCGCCUGCUUGUUUUCAUGAGACGCUUCGUCUUCGCGAACAGAACUACGGCGCCUGUGAUUACGAGCCCUCCGAACCGUUGGAGGAACUCUUCCCCGGAACCUACUACCUCGUUCGCAUUGACGGACGUGGUAUUCGAUACUACGAUCGAUACCAGGGCUCGCGAGCUUCCGAUCAAGCAGCUUGCUGCAAUGCGCUUUGCCCUGAUAAACCCUAG
This is a messenger RNA of Cyanidioschyzon merolae strain 10D, 1818 nucleotides long. RefSeq names its product 3-hydroxy-3-methylglutaryl-Coenzyme A synthase, cytoplasmic or mitochondrial. Gene Ontology annotation, molecular function: hydroxymethylglutaryl-CoA synthase activity. Bases 1 to 1818 code for a protein of 605 amino acids. The record is from RefSeq and is a predicted model, not a curated record. The transcript has a single exon. Gene Ontology annotation, biological process: acetyl-CoA metabolic process. Lineage: Eukaryota; Rhodophyta; Bangiophyceae; Cyanidiales; Cyanidiaceae.